Messenger RNA from Chenopodium quinoa (quinoa), 844 nucleotides. RefSeq lists its product as uncharacterized. The transcript is spliced from 4 exons. The record is from RefSeq and is a predicted model, not a curated record. NCBI's taxonomy places the organism in Eukaryota, Viridiplantae, Streptophyta, Magnoliopsida, Caryophyllales, Amaranthaceae. Bases 104 to 844 code for a protein of 246 amino acids.
UUCACUGUUCCUAGACCUGUUGUACCAAAUGAGAUAGACGACCGAGCCAAUUACAUGCGAUCAGACCACGACGAAGGAAUAUUAGAUUGAGGUUUUACAUCUCAUGGCGGAUGAUCACUACCGUAUUGGAGUGGAGGAUGUAGAGGUUGAUGAUGAUGAUUCAUCUGGGGAUGGGGACGAGAUGUAUGAUGUGAACAAGGAGCCUGAUUUGGGUGAGGCAGAAGAUCAGGCUCAAGAUGUUUUGGAUCGUAUGCUUGAUGAGUUUGAAAUUGCAGUUGAACAAGCGCCUCCUAUCGAGAAUGCAAUGUCUGAGUCGUUCGGCGAGGAUCAAAGUGGAGGGGGGGUGAAGGGGCCAGCGCAGAAAAAGCUGAGGGGUCCGACUACAAGUUUCAAGAAACCUGUCGGUCCAAUGGUCUUGGAGUAUGACAGGGUAGGACAACCUAUAGGCAAAUGGCGUCGUCAGUAUGCUGUUCAAGUUGGGAUUUGUGCGCGCAAAAUUCCCAUUACUCUUCGUUUGAGCGAAGUACCUACAGGCUUGAUUGACACGUUUUGGAAUGAUACUGGGGAAAUAAGAGAGCAGAAUUCCAAGAAUGCAUUGCAGAAGCAAUACCACCAUCGUAUGGGGUGUAUGACGUAUGAUGAAUGGAGGGAGACGUGGGUGAGUGAGGGAGUAUACCCCACUUCGCUACUAGGGUCCUCCACUGUGCCCUCUGACUCCACGACCAGUACUUUGGUGAGUCGUGCUGGAGAUUUCUUUUGUUCUUUGCAUUCUCGUGACAAGAAAACCGGAAAAUGGUCCAUCAAGGCUCCGGAAACAAAAGAAAUGGCAGAUAAACUUCUUUAG